GGGCGCGACAUCUCCCAGCCUGAUGAUGACGGAAGUUUUGCAGGAACUGAACCUCUGACGUGUCAAAUUGUCGCCAUUUUCCUGAGGAAGGAAACGCCUUGAAGAGGGAAGGAACUAUAUCACCUGUGUUUAUUUUCGCCAAAGUAGGUUCCCAUCACCAGCCACCAUGGGGAAUGUGUUUGCAGGGCUCUUUAAAAUGUUCGGGAGGAAGGAGAUGAGGAUCCUCAUGGUGGGUCUGGACGCUGCUGGAAAGACAACUAUUUUGUACAAACUAAAACUUGGAGAGAUUGUGACUACCAUUCCCACAAUAGGUUUUAAUGUAGAGACCGUAGAGUACAAGAACAUCAGUUUCACUGUAUGGGAUGUCGGUGGUCAAGACAAAAUUCGACCGCUGUGGCGUCAUUACUUCCAGAACACACAGGGUCUCAUCUUUGUUGUGGACAGCAACGACAGAGAGCGAUGUACGGAGGCUCGUGAAGAGCUCUUGAGAAUGUUGGCAGAGGACGAGCUGCGUGAUGCCGUGCUCUUAGUGUUUGCCAACAAACAAGACCUUCCAAACGCUAUGAAUGCUGCAGAACUUACAGACAAGAUGAAUCUUCACUCUCUACGCAACAGACACUGGUACAUCCAGGCAACCUGUGCCACCACAGGAGAUGGUCUCUAUGAAGGACUGGACUGGUUGUCCAAUCAACUCAAGAACCAUUAAUAAUCAUAGCUGAUCCAAAACUUAUCUACUCCACCCAAUCUCUGACCUUUCUCUCUAAUCUUAAGGUGUUGCAAAACUGAGCUACCCUGUCCAAAAAAAAAAAAAAACCUACUGGAAGCUGCCCUCUCCUAAGCUGUUAUUAUGGCAAACAUACAGGCCAGUGGUGAGCUUGAUCUAUUCUUGUAAAACUUUUUUUUUUUUUUUUUUUUAAUGUAAUUGUAAAUAUAUUUGGUAAUGGGGCAGCUUAUUGGACUCUUAUAGAUCCUAACAUGGUUAUUUUUUUUUCUCUUUCUGACUGUUGGGCAGCCAUGUGCGCAUUGAAUCAUAAAAGGGAGACAAGGAAUAAGAAUUUACUAGCACACGAUGGCCCCAGGACCUCAAUGCAAUCUGAUGACUUGUUAUUAUCUUGUCACGCGUACUGUAGAGAGUGAUCCAUGAGAGGCUUUUAAUUUAAAAAACAAAAAAAACAAAAAAACUGAA
Molecule: messenger RNA, 1186 nt
Organism: Xiphias gladius (swordfish)
Lineage: Eukaryota; Metazoa; Chordata; Actinopteri; Istiophoriformes; Xiphiidae
Gene: arf1
Product: ADP-ribosylation factor 1
Exons: 5
Coding region: 167-706 (179 amino acids)
Biological process (GO): intracellular protein transport; vesicle-mediated transport
Cellular component (GO): plasma membrane; cytoplasm
Molecular function (GO): GTP binding; GTPase activity
Source: RefSeq, a predicted model, not a curated record